GAGAGGCACGGAACGAGAGGCAUAGAGGGGAGGAAGGGGAGAGGGAUUCAGAGAAGAGGGAGAGAGGGUGGCGACCAGAGAAUCCUCCAACGCGAUAUUUUAUUACGAGGCGGCCAUCGCCAGGUCAGGAUGACUUUGCUGGCCUUUCUCCUGUGCCUUGCACUCGCGAUGCGGGCACACGCAAGUGAUGGAGGGGAUGCCCAGGACAAAAUCACGGUUUUCACAAAAAUCCUGGAUGGACUCCUCAAAGGAUACGACAAUCGUCUGAGACCUGGCCUCGGUGAUGGGGUCACGGAGGUAAAGACGAACGUCUACGUAACGAGUUUCGGACCGGUGUCCGACACGGACAUGGAGUAUACGGUGGACGUAUUCUUCAGACAGACCUGGAAAGAUGAGCGCCUCAAGUUCACCGGCCCCAUGAAAAUGCUGCCCGUCAACAACAUGAUGGCCUCGCGCAUCUGGACGCCCGACACGUUCUUCCACAAUGGCAAGAAGUCGGUGGCUCACAACAUCACGACUCCCAACAAGCUGGUCCGCAUCAUGGAAGACGGCACACUGCUCUACACCAUGAGGCUCACCGUUCACGCCGAGUGUCCCAUGUCCCUCACCGACUUCCCGAUGGACAUGCACGUGUGCCCACUCAAGUUUGGGAGCUAUGCGUACCCAAUCUCGGAGGUGCGCUACGAGUGGACCAAUGGCAGCAACAACUCGGUGAACGUGGCGUCCGAUGGCUCCCGGCUCAACCAGUACCACCUCUACAAGCAGACGGUCGGCAACGAGACCAAGAGGACGAGCACAGGUGAGUACACGGUCAUGGUCAUCGACUUCCACUUGCAGCGGAAGAUUGGGUACUUUGUCAUCCAGACGUACCUGCCCUGCAUCAUGACAGUCAUUCUGUCCCAGGUGUCAUUUUGGCUCAACCGAGAAUCCGUCCCAGCCAGAACGGUCUUUGGCGUGACGACGGUGCUGACGAUGACGACGCUGAGCAUCAGCGCACGCUCGUCGCUGCCUAAGGUGGCGUACGCCACGGCCAUGGAUUGGUUCAUCGCUGUGUGCUACGCCUUCGUCUUCUCAGCGCUCAUCGAGUUCGCCACCGUCAACUACUUCACCAAGCGGGCCUGGGCCUGGGAUGGAAAGCACGCGCCGCCUGCUAAGAAGAAGGAGCGCCCUCUGCCGCUGUCCAUGGGACGCAAGCGUCACCACGCCAUGAUGCGUGCCCUGGAGGGGGGAGCCCCCCUCUACCCGCGCACCACUACGCUGGGUCACCAGUCCCGCGGCUCGCACUACCCGCACACCACAGCCCUUGGUGCCGUACUCACGGGCAAGGCGGCUAUGCAGGGGGUCACGGGGGGCUUCUCGUCAGGGGUUUACGCCCCCCCCCGCGAGGGCCAGGCCGUGCUCCGAGGCGUAGGCGGUGGGGUACCCCUGCACCUGGGCGGGGGGUGUGUGGCCGCCGAAGGUGGUGCCCACCCCCCCGUGAUGCCGGCGUGCUCGACGCCGCGGCCCCUGCGCACCUACAACAGCGUGAGCCGCAUCGACAAGCUGUCCCGCGUCGUCUUUCCCAUCCUCUUCGCCAUCUUUAACCUCGUCUACUGGGCCACCUACCUCAACCGCAAGAAGCAGCCCGGGUAGGGAGGGUAAAGGGGGCGUAUGGCACCCCGCGCCGAGGGUGCGGAGGGACGUAGCGCACGCUGCCACACACGUCACAGAUACAAAGUUUAGGAUUAUCCGAGGGAAAAAAAUGGAUUUGGAUUGAUAACAAAAAUGACUUUUGGCGGCACAAGAAGUGACAUUACCUCCUGUGAGGCCACUGACAUCCUUUUCCUACGUGACUUUACUUUUACCAUAUGUGGUGUUGCUUAACUUAUGAACAUAUACAAAUGUUUGAACUCAAAUUAUCAUUCUAAUGGAACUUUAUGUUCAAAAUUUUUAUUCAAUUAUAAAUAUUUAAUACUAUUAAUUUAAACCCGAAAUUAUAAAAUAAAAUCUGAAAUAAAGUAAAAAAAAUCUGAUAACCGAAUAAAUUAAAUCCAAAACUCAUCCCUAAUAAUCCAUCAAGGGUUGGGAACCUUCUGCUGAGGGCCAGAUAGACAUUUUAAUACCGUUUAGCGGCCGUACGUUAACACACACCUCACCUAAUAACAAUGAGACAAAUAAUACGUGUGUUGCCGAGUCUGAACGUGCUAAAGUGACCGAACGUGCAAAAAUUAUAAACACUGUGUUGCCAGGGAUAAAACAUUCCCCGCUAGUGGCUGAUUAGUACGGCUAAACUUAUUGCAUUGACUGAUAAAUAUUGUUUGCUAGUCGUUUCGAAGUGGUGCGCCUCACGUGGCCAUGGCCCAAAUAAAAUGGAGUCGAGGCCUGUGUGUGGCCUGCGUGCCAUAGGCUACCCAACUUUUUAUAUACAUAUGGUAUGUACAGGAUAACUUUGUAGGACCUGCAUAGUUGUGACAACAUAGAUUUUGGAAACUAAUGCCCGCAUAUUUAGAAUAAAAAAAGCUGCCGCCAAGCGCAAACAAAAGCAGAAGGAGACAAAUUGGAGGUUGUAUAUUUCUCACAACGUGUUUCAACUGCCGGACUGCAGUACACACAGCCUCUGCAGUCUUCGUUAGGAGUUUUAGUUUCCUGCACAGUGCACUGACUGCAAUUUAAAUGUAAUUAAAACUUUGUGCCCGUGGUACACCAUGAGAAAGGGCCAAGAAUAAAAUGUUUGGAAUCAGAAAAAAGAACGGGAAAGGGAAGAGAUGCUGGGACGGAAGUCCUCAAGACGGACAAAGAUGGGCACGGCUCGAGAUGAGCAGCAGGAAGAAAUAAGGAGCACCGGGCCAGAAGUGGAGAAGGCUUGACCGAGCCAAGAUUUCAGGAAUGAAAAGGGGAGGGAACAGAGGGAGAGAAAAGACGAAUCAGAAGUGAGCUGCACGGAGUAGCAUCUGUUUUCACAGGGGGCGGUGGAGGGGAGGGAUUCAGUGGGGGUUGCCACACACAAGUCACAUGAUUUAUGGGAGGCUUGAGCUUAUUGAAAAAUAUAGUGGCCGAUCACAGGGUGUAGCAAUUGUCAUGUGACAAGUAAAAAAAGGCACUCUCCAUUUCCCCGUUUUUGGCCAAUUGGAGAAAGUGACAUCACUUGGCUGUGCCGUGAAUGUCAAAAAGCAGGGGGUGAUCUUAUGUAAAACGUCAGCCGUCAUUUAUGCACUUCUGUUUCUGAAAUGUUAAUGUCUGAGAUGCAUAUGUUGUUCAUUUGAGCUUAGCAGCAACUUUUGAACACAAACUUAAAACCACGUCUGAAACUAUUCUCUUAUGUUUUAACAAUGCAAAUGUUCAAUACAUUCAAACAUUUAUUGGGGUUUUUUUUUGUUGUUGGGAAAGUUUUGUUAGCUCGGGUGGACAGCACUGAAUUUGGUGCAUUCUGAAAUGAUGAGUAUGGCAGAAAGCUUCGUGGGCGCAGUGGUUUAGCUGCAACCUAAGUGAGUGACGAGCACGAAAAGACAGUGUGGGCGAGAGUCUGGGGAUAGGUAAGAAGGCAACAUAAAACAGGGACGCAGGGACAGGGGAAGGGAAGGGGGAUCACACAAGUGCAGCACAGUGUCUGUGGAGGUGAGGCAUCGUUUGAGAAGACUUUGAGCAAAGUGCGACCAAGUUUAAGGAGACCGGCGGUGUUUGUGAUGCUUAAGCGCACUGCUAGGCCUCUAACAUUGCGAAACAUUUGAUGAAUUUUCUUAAAUGGGACUACAAAAUUGCAA
Messenger RNA from Petromyzon marinus (sea lamprey), 3740 nucleotides. Its product is annotated as gamma-aminobutyric acid receptor subunit alpha-5. Gene Ontology annotation, cellular component: membrane. Lineage: Eukaryota; Metazoa; Chordata; Hyperoartia; Petromyzontiformes; Petromyzontidae. Gene Ontology annotation, biological process: monoatomic ion transmembrane transport. The record is from RefSeq and is a predicted model, not a curated record. Gene Ontology annotation, molecular function: GABA-A receptor activity; extracellular ligand-gated monoatomic ion channel activity.